This is a messenger RNA of Paralichthys olivaceus (Japanese flounder), 788 nucleotides long. The record is from RefSeq and is a predicted model, not a curated record. NCBI's taxonomy places the organism in Eukaryota, Metazoa, Chordata, Actinopteri, Pleuronectiformes, Paralichthyidae.
UCAACAUGUGGACAUGAUAAAGAAGACAUAUUUUCAGUCUUUAUGAUCAACUGAAGAACUUCCUCGGCCGUGGCUCUGUUGCUUGGCGACGGCUGUAAGGGCGGGACGAGUGUGGCCUGUGAAGGAUGCAGUUGUAGUAGCAGUUAUUGUCACAUUAAGAAAAAUGUUGGUGAUCACUGCUUGAAUCCCAGUAGAAGGAUGGGACCAACAGAGAGGUCCUGAUUUUAUCUGGAGAGGCAGAGCUAUAAAUGUGACGAGAGGACGACGAGAGUUGUUUCUCCUUCUCCUCAUCUUCUUCAGACCUUCCUCCGCAGCUUCGAUCAUUCCAAGACGCUCGGCACCAAAAUGUGCACAAUACAGAAAAAAUUGGAUGGGGCCAUGGACACCAUCAUCGAGGUGUUUCAGAGCUACGCAGGGAAAGGUGGUGACAGGUUCAAGCUGAAUUUCGUGGAGCUGAAGAAUCUGAUACAAACAGAGAUGAACAUUAAGGACAGCUGGGACCUGACCAAGGUGUUGGCCAUCAUGGACGACCUGGACAAGAACAAAGAUGGCAACGUGAGCUUUGAGGAGUUUAUGUGCUUGAUAACUAAGAUAGCUUUGUACAAAAACGCCAUCUUUAAAAACUACACUCCUAUGGAUUUCCAAUGUGGUCAAAUCGGUGUUUGCGGUGUGGGGAAAAUGUGAAUGUCAGCCAAUCACGGCUCAGAGCCUCACAUCUGAAUAUCUGUGAUUUUAGUUCAAACUAUUGUCACAAGAGGAAAUGUCAAUAAAUGACUCUGAAUACUAAA